AUGUCGGCGGUCGCUACACCCGACGCGUCAUCAUCACGACACCGCUCUCGACAUCAUCAUCAUCGCGAGGAGAGACGAGAAGAAGGUCAUCAUGGAUCGUCAUCGUCAUCACGAACGGUGCCCACUCUGCCGGAGUACGAGCCUCUAUCAGCACCACUGAACCCGCACGCCCAGCGCGCCCUCGCGUCGCUCUCCCAGUCGAGCUCGUUCCGCAGCUUGAGGACCCAUCUGAAGCAGGCGGCGGACAAGCUGACGGAGACAGCGGGCGAGAUAAACGAGCGGGCGACGGAUGCGCGCAUCCGAUACGAGCGGCAGAAGCAGAGGGAGCGAGCGGAGAAACGGAAAGGUAAUAAUGACCGCAGGAUAUCGGUGAAAAAUGAUGAAGGAGAAGAAGGCGAUGGAAAUAAUGAGGAUGAGGCGGACAGCGAGGCUGGGAAUGACAAGGCCUUUGAAGACGUGGAAGACGACGAUGAGAACAAUGAAGAAGCCUCCAAACUCGCCAGACUGGAGGAAAAGGUGAAGGAGGUGACGGGCCGGCUGGAGGAGCACGUGCGCCAGAUGGUCGACGCGGAGGUCAAACUCAACGGAUUGUCGGAGGUGGUGGAGGAACUGGGUAAAGAGGCAGAGGCUACUGGGGGGGUAGCAGUAGGGCGUAAGCGGGAUACAGGUGCUGCUCGACGGCGGACCAGGAGGACCCGACGGCGGGGUGAAGAUGAGGAUGAGGAGAUGAUAGAUGUGGAUGAGGACGAGGACGACGAAGAUGAAGACUACGAGGCUCCCUCGGAGAGGCGCAACAGACAGCCUGAUCAGCCGCCUAGUCAAAAGCUUCAAGAGAAGCUGGCGGAGAAGGAGGCUGAAUGGCAACGUAAGUCCCUGACAGACAGAUACACGAACGAGAACGCCUACAUUGGCUUCUACCGCAUGGUCCACGAAGCCAAUCAUCCUGGAAAUGACAUGCCCCCAGUGCCAGACCCCUCGACGUGGUUCGCGCACCUCGAAGACCCAAACAGCACAGCAAAUCCAUCAUCUUCAGCAGCAGCUAACACUACAACUUCACCGCACUCUCGGCGCACAAGACGCCAGGCAAACCGCGAGCGCUCCGCAUUACCCGCCGACUCAGACGAGAUCUCCAUCGAGCGCGAGCGCAUCUCGCUCAAAUGCCCGCUGACCCUGCUCCCUUUCACAAACCCCGUGACGAGCACGAAAUGCCCCCACAGCUUCGAGCGCCAAGCCAUCGAGGACAUGAUCAACCGCAGCUCCAUGACCACCCCAGCGGAGCCAGAUGCGCGCGGCGGCGGAGGAGGAACCCGCUCCCGCCGUGUCCGAUGUAUCCAGUGUCCCGUCUGCACCGUCACCCUAACGCUCAACGAUCUGAAGCCGGAUCCGGUUCUGCUCAGACGCGUCCGUCGCGCAGAGGCGGCGCAGCAACGGGAAGCAGAAGAGGACGAUUUCGACCGCGCCGCCGGCAAACGAAGAAACACCAAGGGAGGACGCCUGAGUGGUAUCACGGUGGCCUCCUACGACGGUGAGGAUGCCGAAGAUGAAGAAGUCGCAAUUGAGCGGGAGGAGACAGUUCGUAUCAAACGAGAACAGUCGCACUUUGCGGAUCGAGAUGAUGAGAUCGAAGUUUAG
Messenger RNA from Rasamsonia emersonii CBS 393.64, 1632 nucleotides. Its product is annotated as Chromosomal organization and DNA repair protein Mms21. Bases 1 to 1632 code for a protein of 543 amino acids. Gene Ontology annotation, biological process: protein sumoylation; double-strand break repair via homologous recombination. The transcript has 2 exons. NCBI's taxonomy places the organism in Eukaryota, Fungi, Ascomycota, Eurotiomycetes, Eurotiales, Trichocomaceae. Gene Ontology annotation, cellular component: nucleus; Smc5-Smc6 complex. Gene Ontology annotation, molecular function: zinc ion binding; SUMO ligase activity. The record is from RefSeq and is a predicted model, not a curated record.